UACGUUAACAGCGGCUCGCACACUUUCAAUCCUCUUAUAAUCAAGGACGAAUUUCAAUACGGUUAGUGUCUUAGAGUCAGCCUUUGUGUUUCCAGUACUUUAGUCGAUAGGAAACGUUUGAUAAGAGUGCCCUUGACUUAUUUCGCCCGAACUCAGUUCUUCGUACACCGCCUCCCGAUUUACUACGUUCUGUUAAAGAAAGCGAGCUCAUUCAAUUUCAUAAGAUGGCUUCUAAUAAUUCUGGCGAAGGAGCAGAAACCGUUGAGAUCGCUGAGUUAAAUGCUAUCAAAAGCAUAACAAACGAUGAGAUAAUCGUUGAAAAGGGUAAGUUAUAUUGUUGAAGAGAUUUUUCAAGUUAUCCUGAACACGAGAGAUGUUGGAAAGUACACUAACACUGUUUAAGCCUCCACCUCCUCUAAUCAGUUAUGAAAUCCGAUACAGCAAAGCACUCGAAUUGUUCUCGUUUUGAGACCAGAGUGCCUGUAAAUGGGCGCACUGAAUAUCAAUGAAAAAUCCGAAUAUCAUGAGAAAUUUUACUUGACUUUGUAUAGUAGCGAAGAAAAUAUGGGGAACGACAGAGUGGGAUGCUACGGAGUCCUGUACGCUUUUAAUCUAAACACUUACGGGCAAUAAAAUAAGGAAGAUGGCGGAAUGAAUGUGAACCAACGGGCCAUAUUCCAUAGUCGAUGGGUGUCGUAUUAUAUUUAGCAAGACUCAAGAUCAGCCGGAAGAGUAACUUCAUCGAUACUCUGAUAUAAAACUUGGCACAGACACGAAGGCCUAAUUAGCAUUUUGACAGGGCUAAAUUGAGCAGAGGCCAUUCUGCAAUUAACAUAAAUGUCACGCAAAUGUUUCGAAUGAUAGCUUUGUUUCCAGUCAGUCCUAAAAGCUGCUUUCGGUAGGAGCCGUUCCUAUCCAUCAGUGAAUGAUAUAACUGCCAUAUUCUUUAUUAGAGGUCAUAUGUUUGCUCCUUCAGUGAUAGAGGUUUGUAAAUAGAUCAGUCACGUUCAUGCUCUAUUUUUGUGGGCUCCGAGUUUUCUGUUAAUAGAAUUCUGUACUUCCGGCCAGGCUUCGCUUUUAGCUGGUUUAUUAUCGGCGGAGAUGACCCUACUCUGAUUCAUAUUUUUUGCUCAUGAAGAGCAUAGCAGACGGGAAAGUGUAUCAUUGUUUCCCUUGUGUCAUGAGAAGUCUCUAAUUAAUAUGGUUUCUUCGUAAGCAGGAGCUGAUUCAAGUGACGAGAAGAGAGAGAAAGCAAGACAUCAUUUCUCUGAGCCGUGGGAAGACAGUGAUGUGAUUCUAGUUUUGGAGAAUGAAACGUUUCAUGUCCAUCGCCUGAUAAUGAGUAUGAACUCGCCAGUGUUUAAAGCCAUAUUCAAAUCUCAGUUUAAAGAGGCAACCGCUAACGAGAUUCCACUGCCUGAGAAAAACGCAAAGGGAGUCUUGGACUUUUUGAUGAAAAUUUAUGGACCCCAGUACACAAAAAAGGAAGUGAAAAUCACAAGUAAGAAUUAUUAGGAUAAUUAUUGUUUUUGUUUUGAGAAAAAUGACCCAUCUACGAGAGAACUUCGUAGACAGCUAUGAUUUAUUCAACAAGGGAAGAGUACAAUUCAACAAAUCCUGAAAGUCACACAUCUUUUCUCAUUUCCAUUUGCUCCUUGGAAUACCGUUAUCAAAAAUGACAUUCAAAUACAAGUACAAAAGUACAAAAGUUAAAAGUUAUGACAUAAAAUAAAAUCUUGUAUUUCCAUUUAGAGAAUUCUUCUUUAAAAGCUACUUUGUCGAUAUUUUUAAGAAUCCUUCUCUUCCAUAGCCUUAUCCCGUCAACCAAACACUGGGGUAGUGGGGUCAGGACGAGAGAAUUUUAAAUGUUUUGCAAACCUCUUGACUACGUCUGGGAUUUAGCGAAGCCCUUUGAGGGACUUUGAAUCCGUCCAGGAAGGUUUCGAGUGAUUAUACAGUCGUGGAAAAAAAAAUUUAAUGUCACCACUUGCAUAAUUUACACUUAGGUGUGCAUGUACCACAGUAUUAAUCGGUACUGAUUCUGCGGGGAAUCAGUCAAUUAACUUUCUCGAUAUUUACAAAACAUUAAAUCUUAGUGGAAAACGUGGAACAACUUAUGCAGUUAAGUGACGAGUAUCAAGUUACAGAACACAUUUUCAAACCUUGUGUGGAGUUCCUUGAAGACGAACCUAAAACUAAGGAAAAUGUCAUGAAGAUUCGAGCGCUUGCAGAGUUUUAUGACUUGGAGAAAGUGUGUCAGGAUUGCGACGAACUGCUCAGGGGUAUGACGCUGGGGACUCUUUCUGAAACCGUCCAGUUUGAAAAUGUUGAGAAGGAUAAACUGCAGCAUUUUCUGACGCAGAGGAUUAAAGUGCUGGAAGAUUAUCUGGAGAAAUUGUAUCCACAAUUCAUCGGCCUCCUGGAAUGUUGUUUGUGGUUGUGGCAUGAGAAUAAACGGUCCCUUGAAUGGUGUCCUACUCAUUUCAGCAGAGGAAAAGUAGAUUACAAUCUUGAUAAAUGUAUCAAGGUAUGUAAUGAUUGUAGAAAAAUGCUGGGUCGUUUGGCUUCAUCCACUUUCCCGAGAAUUAAAGGCUAUUAUACUGACAAUACACCAUACUAUAAUUUCCAAAACACCUAUGGCAAUGCUAUCUCCAAUCGUCAUAGUUUUGACAAGUGUUUGCCAGAUAUAAUUCAGAGAUACUCUCAGUUAAUGGCUUUAUAA
This is a messenger RNA of Pocillopora meandrina, 2722 nucleotides long. The record is from the annotation of a GenBank genome assembly. Lineage: Eukaryota; Metazoa; Cnidaria; Anthozoa; Scleractinia; Pocilloporidae.